AUGUCAAGGCGAUUGCCAAGUCUGGUCGAUUUGGCGCAUCGAACUGCUGUCACAGGUCUCGUUGGUCUUGGUAUCUGGGGUCUAUGGCUCACUGCAGCGGUAUGGAAAUCACGUCGCGAUGAACGCCAAAUCAUCGCUGCCAAUGGCGGACAAGUGCCCAUCUCGCAACAAGCACUUGCACUCUCCCAGCAAAAGAACGGAGAGGAUCCCUUCCCUAUCACGAAUGAUCCUAGACAUGAGCCUGGUCGUCGCGUAUGA
Molecule: messenger RNA, 258 nt
Organism: Mycosarcoma maydis (corn smut)
Lineage: Eukaryota; Fungi; Basidiomycota; Ustilaginomycetes; Ustilaginales
Exons: 3
Coding region: 1-258 (85 amino acids)
Source: RefSeq, a predicted model, not a curated record